UGUGAACCCAUGUUUGGCUGAAUGAGAAUUCCUACUAAAGAAAUUUAUUGACCUGGGAAGGAAAUGCUGUGUAAACAGGCUAAUGUCUCCAGACUGCAAAGAUCUCCAUGUAGGGCAGCAGGAAUCUGCUUUGACUGAAACAUUGGGCAGGAGCUUUGCCAGUGAGUGGCCAAGAAAGAGGCUGCAUUGUUACACUAUGGAGUUCAAACUUCAGAAGACUUUGGGUUAAGCAGUAACAUUUACUCUGUAAAUGAUUAUGUCGUCACCUGUCCUCUGUGAUCAUCACAAACUAAUGAAACACCCUUUUAGGUCUUGUAAGUUUAGGUUACACCAUUUUCCAUAUGCUCUGGCAGCUGAAACAGGAGCCUAUAAAAAAUGGAACCAAACUCUCUGAGGACUAAAGUCCCAGCUUUCUUAUCUGAUUUGGGGAAAGCCACAUUGAGGGGAAUCAGAAAGUGUCCCCGAUGUGGUACAUACAAUGGAACCCGUGGGCUGAGCUGUAAGAACAAGACAUGUGGAACCAUAUUCCGCUAUGGUGCACGGAAGCAGCCUAGUGUUGAAGCUGUCAAAAUCAUAACAGGCUCUGAUCUGCAGGUCUACUCAGUGCGACAAAGAGACCGGGGCCCCGAUUACCGAUGCUUUGUGGAGCUAGGUGUUUCAGAGACGACAAUCCAGACAGUAGAUGGGACAAUCAUCACUCAACUGAGCUCUGGACGGUGUUAUGUCCCCUCCUGCCUGAAAGCUGCCACCCAGGGUGUUGUGGAAAACCAGUGCCAGCACAUCAAGUUGGCAGUGAACUGUCAGGCAGAGGCUACCCCUCUGACUCUGAAGAGCUCAGUUCUGAAUGCGAUGCAGGCUUCCUCGGAAACCAAGCAAACCAUCUGGCAGUUGGCCACAGAACCCACGGGUCCACUUGUACAGAGAAUUACUAAAAACAUACUGGUGGUGAAAUGCAAGGCAAGCCAGAAGCAUAGUUUGGGGUAUUUGCAUACAUCCUUUGUGCAGAAAAUCAGUGCCAAAAGCUUGCCUGAGCGCCGUUUCUUCUGCUCCUGCCAGACUCUGAAAUCACACAAGUCGAAUGCCUCCAAGGAUGAGGCAGCACAGAGAUGCAUUCAUUUCUUUGCUUGCAUCUGUGCCUUUGCCAGUGAUGAGACAUUGGCUCAGGAAUUCUCAGACUUCCUAAAUUUUGAUUCCAGCGGUCUUAAAGAGAUUAUUGUGCCCCAGUUGGGUUGCCAUUCAGAAUCAACAAUAUCAGCUUGUGAAUCUACUCCAUCUAAGGCAAAGAAGAGGAAAAAGGAUGAAGUAUCUGGUGCACAUACGAACAGUUCACUCUUGCCUCAAGAUGCAGUUAGCAGUAAUCUAAGGAAAAGUGGCCUGAAAAAGCCUGUCGUCGCUUCUUCAUUAAAAAGGCAGGCCUGUGGUCAAUUGUUAGAUGAGGCACAAGUGACCUUGUCCUUCCAGGACUGGCUGGCCAGUGUCACAGAACGCAUCCAUCAAACCAUGCACUAUCAGUUUGAUGGCAAACCAGAGCCACUGGUGUUUCACAUUCCUCAGUCCUUUUUUGAUGCCCUGCAACAGAGAAUAUCUAUAGGAAGUACAAAAAAACGGCUUCCCAACUCCACCACAGCUUUUGUUCGAAAAGAUGCCUUACCACUGGGAACCUUUUCCAAGUAUACCUGGCAUAUCACUAAUAUCCUGCAAGUUAAGCAAAUCUUAGAUACUCCUGAGAUGCCCUUGGAGAUUACCCGUAGUUUUAUCCAGAACCGGGAUGGGACUUACGAGCUGUUUAAAUGCCCUAAAGUGGAAGUAGAGAGCAUAGCAGAAACCUAUGGUCGUAUAGAAAAGCAACCAGUGCUGCGACCCUUGGAACUAAAAACUUUUCUCAAAGUUGGCAACACUUCCCCAGAUCAAAAGGAACCAACCCCUUUCAUCAUCGAGUGGAUCCCAGACAUCCUUCCACAAUCCAAGAUUGGUGAGCUGCGGAUCAAGUUUGAGUACGGUCACCACCGGAAUGGCCAUGUGGCAGAGUACCAAGACCAGCGGCCGCCCCUGGACCAGCCCUUGGAACUAGCCCCUCUGACCACCAUCGCUUUCCCUUGAGGCAAAACGAAAGUUUCUUUUGCUGCUAAAUUUGCACAUCCUCACCCCUUGACAACUUUAAAGACUAGUUAGGUACUUAGAUGGCCCUGUUCCUCGGUGAACUGCUUUUUGCAAAGAUGCAAUUUCUUAACGCAUCCAGGUGAAUUCUCUUGAAGAAAAACUCUUCUUAUAAAUAGCCUUUUUGGUGCUGCUGUGUAUAGUCUUCAUUAUAAAUGGGGUGGUAUUUCUGGCUAAAGUUUUUAAAGGAAAAAAAAGAAUAUCAGCUCACUUUCCUUCUUAAAGGAUUCACCUUGGAAGUAGUUAGCAACACUCCACCGUACACUAACAGUGUUGGAUAGUCAAUAAUAGGCUGGUUAAGAAGAAUGUUAAGGACCAUCCUUGUCAGAAUUCCAGUCAUGCCCUUUUAUUCUGUUACCAAAUAAAGCACAGUGUCGCUAGUUUUUCCAAAUUA
Messenger RNA from Artibeus jamaicensis (Jamaican fruit-eating bat), 2551 nucleotides. RefSeq names its product chromosome unknown C2orf42 homolog (gene CUNH2orf42). The transcript is spliced from 10 exons. Bases 376 to 2100 code for a protein of 574 amino acids. The record is from RefSeq and is a predicted model, not a curated record. NCBI's taxonomy places the organism in Eukaryota, Metazoa, Chordata, Mammalia, Chiroptera, Phyllostomidae. Gene Ontology annotation, cellular component: nucleus.